AUGGACGCCCCGUCACUUCUGAGACUGUCCGCUCGCUCCGCGCUCCUCAGUUCCGUCGAUGCCAGGGGGAUGGCUGUUAGGGCUUCUUCAAGCUGUCUCGUACGGUCUCGGUCUUUAUUUUUCCUCUGUUCGUCGCCCUCCUAGAGUUGAUCAUUCGCGCUGAGAUGGGUCUGUCCUCGCAGGUGUGGCCUCGGAGGGCUCGCUACCCCGUGAGUAAUGCUGCUGUUGUUGUCACUUCUUUUAGGCUCUCCCUCUUCCACGGGAGACAAUUGUCGACCGGCGUUGGCGAAGGCUUCCCCGGUUCCUCUUCCAAGCGGAGAGCUAGAGGCCCCGUCAUGGCUGCGAAGAAAGCGUCCGACGGUAUGUUCCCGCGAUACCCAGUACGACAUCCUGAGAAGCGAUUGCGACGUUUCUUCUGGGAGUUCAUGUUGGUUACAAUGGUUGAAGUGUUCGUUUGUUUUUUUUGGUGGGAAUUGGACUCUUCGGGAUUGCCGAGAAAAGGUGAGAAGCAGAACGAAGGGAAGUAUAAGCACACGUUGAACCUGCCAAAGACGGCAUUCGGGAUGAGGGCCAACUCCAGUGUUCGGGAGCCCGAGAUUCAGAAGCUUUGGGAGGAAAAUCAGGUCAUGAAGAGAGUAGUCGAGAGGAAUAACGCGGUGGGUCUCUACCUAUGUUCAUUAUUGCCUUCUACCCAUUGGUCGUCGUCUCCAGUCUUGUAAUUUGGUUUAUGCCCUUUAAUUGGAUUGAUUUGGCAGGGGACUUUCAUUCUUCAUGAUGGGCCGCCUUAUGCCAAUGGGAGUUUACACAUGGGGCAUGCUUUGAAUAAGAUUUUGAAGGAUAUCAUCAAUCGGUAUAAGGUAGGCCUCUCUUCGUCCUUAGGCGCUUCUAACGGUAGAGCUACUGGAUUUUACAUUUCUUCUUAGCCAUAUGUGGUCCACGGCAUGUUGACAAGUUUCACUGUUGUGAGAAUCACAUUGCAAGGAGCUGAACAUAAUCGGGUUUGGCAUAAUGACCAUGGAAACAAAAAGAAAUAACACAUGUUAAUUCAUGGUCAUCUCAUUUAUAACAAAUAAAACAUAUACUUUAACUAUCAUAAUUAAAGGCAUUACUGCAACGUUGAUAAGCUCACUUGGUUUUUUUAUUUUUUUAUUUUUUAUUUUUUAUUUUUUACUCGUGUUCCUCAUAAUUAGCUUUUAUUUCCUACUCAGUAUAACUUCUCGUCAAUAUUCUGCAUUCCUUUUGCAUUAGAUAUCUGUUAAUUCCACCUUCAUUGCUGGGGUUUUCUCUUCAGUUGAGUGAACAACCACUUUUUUCUUUAUCCGUUCCUCUCUCAUAAAGCACACGCUUAUUCAUGGUUUUAGACCAGUCUUGUGAUGAUACAUGUCACAAAGAUAGCACCAUAUUUCCCCCUUGUGAAAUUUUGGUUCUGGGUUCUGCUGUAGUGUACUAGAUUCUGGGGAUACUCCCAGGAUGACGAACCUCAACCAAUCUCUUGAAUAUAUGUAAAUGAACUCUGCCAUGAGUUUUUACCAAUGGAUGCUCCCCCAAAUUUUGAACUUCUGUUUUAUCUGGCCGGACAUUGUUAGUAUGGUUUGUCUGCUGUAAAUACAGUAGGAGAAUAGGCUCGUAAUUUUCCAAGGAUAUAUAAGAUCGGAUAACCUGUUGUUCAUCUAUCAAUCUAAGAUUCAUUACUUGUAGAGGGGCAACCCCUACCAAGAAAAUGACGGUUUUUUUAAAAAUCAGGUUUUCUGACAUGUUGUAACAUUGCUUGCUUAUCUUUACUUUUAUUUACUAUUCUCAACAUUAAGUAUGGAAAAUCUCUUGACAGCUUACAUGUGUUGUGGCUCGUAUGAUUAGCAUCUUACAUUAACCACUGCUAUUCCCCUAACAUCUGGAAGCGUUUUAUACUUGACAGCUUCUUCAGAACUAUAAAGUUCACUAUGUGCCAGGUUGGGAUUGCCAUGGUCUGCCAAUAGAGUUGAAAGGUUAGUGUUCUUUCCUAAUUUUGUUCUUUAGUUUCCCUUUGAAAAACUUUUCAAUUGGGUGUACUGAUAUGUGAUUGAAAAUCAGUAUCUUAUUUCAUAUCUUUGCAUUCCUAUGUUUUUCUUAACAUAUGGAAGAGGUUAGUUAUGGUACCAACGUUGGUACAGUAAUUACAAGUAGCGAUUGGCCUUUUAGAACUUUACAAUAUAAUCUCCCCUAGAAAAAAAAUCUGAGUCCCCAAACGCUCAGUAGAUGACUGUUAUGUGUUAUCCAGUUGUUGAUCUUUUCAAUCUUAUAAGUAUGGAAAAUAGUCCCAAAUUAAUGCCUUUUUGUAUUGUGGGUUUGACCAACAUUUUUUCUUGCUGGAUAGCAAACUAAUAAAUUGGGCUUUGCUGUCUGGAGUAGGGUGAAAACCAUGGUGCUGGGGAGUAGGCCAAAUAUGUGUCGAACUUUUUCAUCACAGAGACAAGAGACUCGCUAUUUGAAGUCAAAAUCUUAAUACUUGGGGACCAAACCCAAUUUUCAACAACCACCGGGCCAUUUGAAGGCGUUGCUAGAUGUAUACCUUUAUCCUACUUUGGUGAUACACGAAAUAAUCACCUGGAAUAAAGUGAGAGCAGUAAUAACUCCACUAGGAAACAUGGAAGUAGAUAGUUGGGAGUUAUAAGUUGCAGUUCACCCAGAGACGGAUGCAAUUCCUAAUAUGGAGAUUCGAGAAAGGGAACCGUUAUUUGUGAAGGGGACAAGAGAAAGAAAAAUGCAAGCAACCAUAGAGAACAAGCUUUCUGGAGAAGAUAUCUUGUCUUGUUUUUUGGAAUGGCGUGUACCGUUGUGUAUGACACUUGAAGGAAUGAAUGCAUAUGAUGGAAAAACUACUGAAAAACUGGUAAAAGAGCAGAUACCCCCAUAUGCAUCUCAUUUACUUUUAUGCUCACAUUCUUGCUGCAAUAUCCUUGUGUAAAACUGACAUGAAUAAAACUUUCUUCUUCUUAACCAAUUCAGUUACUCUCUUCUGAGCUUGUAACUGUUUAAUUGUGCCCUUAGAUACAAUAUAGUACACGUACCCAUUUUUUUGCAACGCUUUUCUUACCUUUGCUGAUGCUACUGUUCCCUUAAAUUAGUAAGCUCAUGGUUAGUCUCCCCUGAGAGACUGAAUGGUAGACUAUGUGAUGCUCACGAACAAGGAAUUAAUGCUUUCAGUAUGUUUUUUGUAGACUGUCAUCAUAUUUGGAUGAAUGAUCCUUCUAAACAUUUCUGCCUGGUAUGUGUAAUCUGUUGAGGAAGAUUAUCCCCCAAUGUUUUAGCAUACUGUGGACUAUAGACAAAACCACCAUUAUUUAAGUGCUUACUAAAUAAUGGGAAACGAAUGAACAGAAAUGUCCAAUGGAUGAGCCCAGUGCUACACUCUCCUUUCUUGGCCAUUCAGUCUGAGAAGAACAUUUUCUUGCUUGAAUGGCAAGGAAUAGAGGAUUCCCAUUUCUUCUGUCUGUGAGAACUUAUAUGACUAUAUACAACUCUAAAUUGUGCCCAGUUCCAUAUAUAGUUGAUGUUUGUUGUGGUCCUUACUACUGAUUUUCUUCUCAUCAUUAUAUUGUGGUUAUCUAUAUGAUCAAUCCAGUGAAACAUCUUUCCAGAGGCAAAGUGGGACAUAGAUAGCAACAUUUUUCUCUCUGAGUGCCAGUUUGAAAUGUUUGAGCACAUGUACCGUACAUCUGCAUAAUCUAUUGUUUCUGGAGGGCACCGUUAUGCUAUUCUAGUUAAAUCGAUUACUAUGUUGCUUUUACUUGAAAAGCAUAGUAUUCCAACCUAAAAUAAUGUAAUACAAAGGUUAUUAUGCAGCAAUAAACGGCGUAUGAGUAGAAAAUGUUUAAACUAAAUCGGUAAGUCCAAAUGUAUAGGAGUCAUUAAGAUAAAUACCGUGGGGUUGAUUAAGGAGUUUGUUUUGAGGAUGUAAAAGCCUGAUUCGCGUAGUAGGAGUUGAGAUAAAAGCUAAAUCGGUAUGCACAACCUUUUAAGUCCUAUUCUCUGGCAUCAAUUAAUGGACUUUCUUUUUUAGCUUUGUAAUUAGGGUCUCCUUUUCUCAUUCCUGUUCUAUCUUUGUACAUAGAAGUAAGAAUUUGGGAUCUUGUUCCCUGUUGAAUCAGUUUUGCAGUCAAUGGAUCAAGAUGCCAGAAAAGAGCUCACCCCAAUAAAGCUGAGAAAGAAAGCAGCUAAAUUUGCCAGGGAUACUGUUGCCACCCAGAUGAAGUCUUUUAAGGUUUUUUAACAUUUCCUCUGUUCUAUGAACGUCGGUACUCCAUUUUGAAAUAGAAUCACGAAAUUUCUUUCCUUGGGCCAAUCUUUUUGAUUUCUUCUUUUCAAAAUCCUUGUUCAAUUAUAUCUAAUUAUAACUAAUCUUGGAUACGUUUUUAAUGUUUUCAGCGGUAUGGAAUAUGGGCAGACUGGAAUAACCCUUAUUUAACACUUGCUCCAGAAUAUGAAGCCGCUCAGGUUAUUCCACAACCUAUAUCCAUCCUGAGGAUGGUCUGUUUUCCCCUCCCUUUACUUCUAUUUAAUUAUCGACGCAAAUGCCUUCCUUUUCUCUAGGGCUGAGGUAUUUACACGAAAAAGUUCCCAUGUUGAUCUACUUUAUCCCUAUAACAUUCAUGUAUAGUUUUUGGGUCAAGGCUCAUUCAAAUCAAUUAUUUUUCUGCAUUACUUAGCCUUUUUCAGUGCUAAUCCGCUAAGAAAUCUUCAUUCAUUGUGGACUGUAACCCAUCUGUGGAUGACUUGGAUCGGCUUUGCCAUUUUAAGAGAUGCUGAUCCUUAAAGUCGGAAAACAUCAGCUAUUGCUUGAAGUAAUGACCUUCUGUUCCUCUGAUUCUUCUAUUGCUAGAUAGAAGUAUUCGGGCAGAUGGCUUUGCAAGGAUAUAUCUACAGGGGUAGAAAACCUGUUCACUGGAGUCCAUCUUCACGGACUGCACUUGCUGAAGCGGAGUUGGAGGUAAACCUGAUUCUUGAGUUGAAACUUUGUUUUGGCCCCCAAUCAUUGUUAGAAGUUUCAUGUUUCAGUUUCGUAAAGCCGAAAAGAGUAUUCAAGCUAAUUCCUGAAUAUACAAUCCUGUGUUGAUUUUGCCUCUACGACAAUUCUGCCUUCUUCAUGUUGUUGGCAGAAUACUAUGAGGUUCUAUUCUAAUAUAUAAGUUAUUGUGGAUAUGGUACCAAUAACGUCAUUCACUUAUGAGGCUCACAAAAUUAGCUUUGCACAAAUUCUCUUUCGUUUUAUAGUGAUUGUUAUCAGUUUUUAGUUUUAUUGUGAUUUGUGCUCUGCAGUACCCUGAAGGACACACUUCAAAGAGUAUCUAUGUCAUUCUCAAAUUGGUCAAUUCACCACCAGAUUCAUCUGCGCUAUUGACGGAAUUUUUUCCACAUUUGUUUCUGGCAAUAUGGACUACGACUCCUUGGACUAUUCCAGCGAAUGCUGGUAAGCCUUCUAUUAAUUAUCUUCUUAGUUUAAUUUUUUAGUUGCGAAUAUACUGUGUAACUUGUCUGGAUCUAUUUUUACAUCUGGGUCUGGAAAGUCAAUGGAUGACAGCCGUGUGAUUCUAGUUUUCAUUCCCUCAAGAUGCAAACAUAACAAGCAGACAAUUGUUUAAGAGUGUAUGUAUUUUUGGAUAUGUCCAUUUCUUUGUCGUGCGAUGAUUUUUUGCCUCUAUCUAAAAUGUGCUUUUGUAUAUGAUACUUGAAUAGAUUGGCUGUGAGACCAUUCGGUACAUUCAUUACUGAUAUGGAAUGAUUGGAACUGUUCCUCUAAGUUUGUCCUAAAAGUCCUAAUAUCUCACUGGUCCUAAUUCAUUCCUAUGGUGAAAUUUUUGUCAUUCCUUUCCUAAUUCUCUACUAUCAUAAUAUUUUCGAUAGUUAAUCAUCCUAUCUUAUUUUUAAGAAAUUAAAUGGCCACGGAACUACCUGUCAUUAAUUUAUUGAAUCUGACAUGCACAAUUAGCUGCUUCCAAAAAUGGUAGUGAGUGAUAAAUAUGUCAAUUAGCCAGAAGUAGAGUGCUUUUAUUAGAGGUUGUCAAAUAGACAACAUGCUUUGAUAGCAUGUGAAUGCAUACAUGCUAUAGAAACCCAAAGGCUUAAAGAACAUGUCCUCAGGAUGGACUUUGAAAUGACUCAGGGCAUAGUGAGAUUGAAUUGCUUGCUUAAUAUGCUAGAUUUGACAGCUGAUGGAUAUACUUUUGCUGGAAAAAUCAUCACAGUGGGCUUUGUUCUGUUGAAGAUGGUUUACUGCUGAUUUUGUUGUUUAUUGAUGCUCAUCAAUUUAAUCCUCUUGAAAGGACGCUUGAUCUUCAUCUCUGCCCCUCAUUUUUUUUAGAAUGCUUUUCUGAGGUGAAAGUCAUCAAAUUGCCUGGUAAAUUAUGGUACCUAAUUUUGUGCUGAUUCUAUAACAGUUUGUAAUAUAUGACUUUUUAAGACUUCUCUUUGCCUCAAUUCAGCAUCUUACGAUCCUCAGUUCAUAUUUAUUUUCACUCUUUUGCAAUGGUGGAAAUUGUUAUGUUUUAGGGCACAACAAGCUUUUGACUACAAGAGAACUUAGAAACUAGGAGCAUGAUUCGAUGCCUCUCACAGUUUUGUUAUUUGGAAAAGGGUCAUGCAUAAGGAGACUCAUAUAGACAUUAGAAAAUUUUGCUCUUCCCGAAAUUCAGAGUUAUUUCGAUCCCUCUCAUAUGUUCUCAUUAUUAUUAAAGCAAAAACAUUUCCUGCUUCCUCCCAUCUCUCAUCUCCACCAUGACAUACUGGACAAUCCAUGUGACUGCUGCCACAGGUCGUGGAUGGAAGGUCCAGGGGACAAUACCAUCUGAACAGAUAGUUGAGAGAACGAAAGAAAAUUCUUUACUCGUGAAAUAUUUUCAUGUAUGAUUUCCUCUUUUUAUUUCAUUCCAAGGAAUGUUGCUGAUGGUAGUCAUUGGUUAUGAUGCUUGUCUGACUUCUUUGUUUAUUUUGUCAUGCUUCAGCUGUUGCUGUGAAUGCUCAGCUGACAUAUGCGAUAGUGGAAGUACAGUCUGUUGAAAAGGAAUCUAUAUCUCAAGAAAGCAGACUGAAGGUGGGCAAUGUUUUGAAAGGUGGCAAUCAGAAACUUUUUCUGGUUGUUGCAUCAGAACUUGUGCCCACACUUCAAUCAAAGUGGGGGGUGAAGCUUGUGGUCAAGAAAACUUUUCUUGGUUCAGCUUUAGAAAAUAGCAGGUUAGACUUUGGAAGUUAAAUAUAUGACGUUUAUAUUAUCAAGCUAGUGAGUUUUUGACGCGUACUGUCUAUCAUGGCAACUUAUGAACAUCUACUCUUAUGUUUUGGUGAUAGAAAAUAUAUGUAACUAUUUAAAAUGAUUUAUCAAAUUCCAUAUGACAUCUCGACUGCUCGAAUGGAGCCCUUUGAUUGAUCUUAUUGGUAAUGGGAUGGUGUGCUAUCAUGAUGUGACUAUAAAACUACCUUCGUUUACAGUCCAAGGAAAAGGACUGUCUCUAAAACUACCUUCGUUUACAAUAUGCAGGUAUAUUCACCCCAUUGAUGAGAGGGAAUGCCCUGUUGUCAUUGGAGGAGACUAUAUCACAACUGAAUCUGGAACAGGACUUGUUCAUACUGCCCCUGGACAUGGUCAAGAAGAUUAUGUUACUGGUCUGAAAUAUGGAUUGCCUAUUCUUUCUCCAGUUGAUGAUCUUGGGAAAUUCACUGAAGAAGCUGGGGGUUUUAGCGGCUUGGAUGUUCUUGGUGAUGGAAACGCUGCGGUGGUGAAAUUUUUGGACGAGAAACUGUCCAUUAUUUUGGAAGAACCAUAUAGUAAGUUGAUAAUGUUUAUGUAAACUCAUUCACCUAGUUUUCUAUUUCUGCUUAUGCUUAUAAUGCUCAAGAUUUGGAUCUCGUUCUGUUCCAAUAUGUCAUGUUCUUAGAACACAAGUACCCUUAUGACUGGAGAACUAAGAAGCCAACAAUAUUUAGAGCGACGGAACAAUGGUUUGCUUCAGUGGAAGGAUUCCGUAAGCUUGCUUUGGAUGCAAUUAAUGAAGUCACGUGGAUUCCGCAGCAGGUACUUGCUGCCUCAACCUGAUAUUGACAUUCAGAUGUUUUUAAAAGGCUAAAGUUUAUUUGGAACUUUUUAGCUGGUAUUUAAGUCAUUAUCGCAGAUACUCUGAAUCCUAAGCCCCUCAACUAUUUAAUCUUUGCAACAUGGAUAUAAAUGCACUAAUCUUGCGUGAACUGUCAUCAUUAUGAAUUCCACGCUGUCUCUGUUCUUCAAUGGAUGAUUGCGAAACUGAACUGAGUCCAGAAAUAUUGGUGAAGCACAGAAAACAUUCGUUCGGAUUCCCGGAAGAAAUACCAAUGUGGCCCUUUGACCUCUUAAUCGCUCACUGUCAAGGAUACUAAAUCGGCAAACCAUGGUAGCCUAAAAACUCUCAAACUACUAAAUCAACUCGACGAACUACUUCCAAUGAUCUCAUGACUGUUGACUUCGGAAAACAGUCAUAUGAGGAGGGAAGGACGGAAAUUCGGUACAGGGUUUAGAUAUACUUACUUCCUGUAGGGAUCAUUUUCAAAUGUUUUGCUUUUUUUGAGCUUCUUAGUAGGUUACGAGGACAUCAUUUUCAUCAAACACAUGAUAAAUCUGAUAAACUGAGCAGUCAAACUAUCACGUUUGCUUCUCAAAGCUAUUUGGGAAAUGGUUUCUGUAACUCAUAAUGUCGGUAACUUUUGUAUGUUGACUUAAAGUUUGAUUCACCUUUCUUAAUUGCUUUCGUAAAUCCAUUGGAGUGUGGCCUGCUUAGAUUGCUUCACUGCCUGGACUCUGUGUCGUUUAUAUUAUUUAUCGGCUGUCAUUUGCAGGCACAGAAUAGAAUAACUGCAAUGACUUCCAGCCGAUCUGAUUGGUGUAUUUCUCGGCAAAGGACGUGGGGUGUCCCUAUUCCAGUUUUCUAUCAUGUGACGACAAAGAAACCACUUAUAAAUGAAGAGACAAUCAAUCAUGUAAAAUGUAAGAAGUUUCUUACUGCAAUAAAAUCAUUUUUCUUCUACUUUUCCGACUCUAUCAGAGAAGAAAGUUAAAGACGCAUUUUAUACUUGGUAGAUCUGCAUCUUCCUUCAGAUUUGGGUAGCAUUCUGAUUUUAUGGAAUGUAUUAAUUGCACAACCAGAGACUUAGAAUAUGUAAAAUGAUGAUUUUGUUGUUUUCAUGGACGGUUCUUUUCUUUAAUUUUCUGAGAUAAUCAUGGACGUGAUACUCUUGCAGAAAUUUUGUGAUAGAACCAUGAAUCUUUUUGUAUUCUUAUCUUUACCAAUGCUUCCCUGGAUUUUCUAUUUUCUAUGCUGUUCUUUAUCAAAUAGUUUGAUAUAGAUCAGUCAAAGUAGAGUUCUAGAAGGCUUGAUGACAGAUGUAUUGGAUGGAUCUGAACUUCUAUCACUUCGACCAGAUUUGCAGUGUCAGUCAACGGAGAGUCACAUAAAUUAUCACAGGAUUUGACAUAUCUAGGACAAGGUGGCCCCUUUCUCCGCUCUUAUCUAUUCUUGUUAUUGAGAUGUUGAGGAAAAUAUGGUUGAUGGUUCAAGUUUUAGGAUUGCUAAGAGACUUUAUCUAGAUGGCCAAGGUCUUCAGGUGGGUGACUCACCUUCAAUAUGGCGAUGGUUUUUAGACAGAGUGUAGGAAGGUAUAUAUGGCUAGGUUUUUGCUGGAAUUCCUUUAGAAGUUCAAUGCAAAGCAGCUUACUUUUCAGACGAUUGUGAGUAUAGGUAUGAACACCAGGGAGUAGGAAAGUAAGGAGAGCAGAUGUGAAGUCUACUAUGAAGAAUGGUUAAAAAUAUCUUAAAUAUGUUGCUUAUUGAGGAUAGCCUCUACAUUAUGUUUUCCUUUGUUUUGGUAGUCAAUCCGUCAACUAUUAGCAAUUUUCGUUUGCACAUGGCUGAAGGUGUAGAAUAUCAUUACAGAUUUCCAUGAGGGCAUGACCAGUAUUUCAAUGUAAGAUAUGACAACAGUGGAGCUUACGCACACAACACAGCACACACACACACACACCACACACACACACACACACACAUCUGCAUCUACUCAUUUUUGUGUGAGAUGGUAGUCAAUAAAACUGUAAUCUAGGUCAAUUCGGUUGGCUUCUGAUCUCCGGAGAAUUUUCCAUUCUUAAAUUUGAGUAGUUAUCAGGAUGUUUAUGAAAUAAAUUGAUUGUUGGGCUUCUCAUAUUUUUUUCCUUCCCAGCUGAUGGUAUCUGGCACAACAAUUCAGAGGUGGUGUUGGCUGAAAGUCAACAUGAAUUUAUUUUGAAAUCUACAAGCUGUUGAAACUGAUUGACGUGGUGUGAGUUGUUGACGAUCAUGACGACAAUGAGUUAAUGACAUACUUGAACUCGUGAGAUUGUGAUUCCUUUGGUCCCAAACAUGGUAGUUCCGAAUGUGUACCAUACGUCGAAAUAUGCAUUUUGGAAUCCAUGGCCGAGCAUAGAGUGCAAGAAAAUUAGAUCUUAUGUUUGGACUGAUACUUUAUAUUUUUUUUUUACAGAAAUACUGUUGUGUGACAUCAUAUUUACGUUUUCAUCUGUCAAUUCGGUGAUGUUAGUUCUGAAUUGGUGAUUUUCUUUACUUACAUCUUUAAGUUACGAUUGUGAGCAUAUUCUCUUUUUUCAGCCGUCGUAUCCGAAAAGGGUGCUGAUGCAUGGUGGUAUAUGACAAAAGAGGACCUUCUUCCUGAUAAAUAUCGGCAUCAAGCUUCGGAGUAUGAAAAAGGAACUGAUACCAUGGAUGUAUGGUUUGAUUCUGGUACGUGAGUGCAUCUGUUGAACCAUGAUAUUUACUAUUGCGAGCACUAUAAUGGAUCUCUUAUCAUAAAACCGUGUAAAUCAUAUAGAACUGAAAAAAAUUCUCAAGUUAGGAGAUAAAAAAUGUUAGUCAUCUUAAUUCUGAAAUGCUGAUACAGUUCUGGUUAAAACCUGUUUUUUCUUUUUUCAAUCUAGAAAAUUUAUUUUGCCAUUAUUUGUUACAUUGGCGGUGAAUUUGAAAAUGCCAUUUUCUUCUUUUGGAACGUAUUAUGAAUGAUAGUAAGCUUUUUGGAUAGAUUGUUUAUGGUUACAAGGUAAAUACUAAAUAUUUCAUUCGGAUACAUUUUACACUUUCCUCAUCAAUUGAGACCUUGCUUCUUUCCUUUUCUGUUUCUUAGUGGAAUGCUUUGGAAAUUGAAAUAUUGUUUUGUACUUUGGUUGGAGCUGUUAUACCUCAUUUCUUUAUUUUCCCCAUAGUGAUUGUAAUAUAUUAUGCCAUCAUGCUGUUUUCAAAGUAAAUUUGAAGUCCUUUUUUGUCAGCAACGUCCCAUCCGUAUUAUUUGAUCCCUUUCAGCUUGUGAAUGAAAUGUAAAAGGACGUCAACUAUUGGUAGUCAAGAAAAGGCCAAAAGAUACAGCUAAAGCCACCGCGUUGAUUAAUUGAUUUAUAUAUUUUUGGGGGUGAGGUUGUCUGGCCAUCUUCAUAUCGUAUUUUGUUGCAUAAGUCGCCAUAGCAGAUGAUGAUAGUCUUGGAAAUGCAUCUUUGUCGUACAUUUUUCGUGUUCCUUGGUAGAUUUAUUUGUUUUACAACUGAUGAAUUAAUGCCCGGAAGACCUAUGGCCAAGCUUAUUCUUUGUUCUUAUAUUUGUAGGCUCUUCAUGGGCCGCUGUCUUGGGAAAAAGGGAAGAACUCCAUUUUCCUGCAGAUUUGUAUCUUGAGGGUACAGAUCAACAUCGUGGAUGGUUUCAGAGUUCCUUGUUAACCAGUGUUGCCGUGAAAGGUAACUUUUCUGGAGUCAAUUUUUGCUGGAUUUGAUUUCCCUUCUUUCAUGAAAUUUCCAAUGAUUUCAUGUUAUAUUCUUUUUAUUGCGUCAAGUUUAAAUCAUCACCCACAAUCUAAGCUUCAUCCUAGAUUUGAGAAACAUUUGGUGGGUAGUGCCGUAAUCUGAUAGAAAUACUUCUAAAUCCCUGUACUACUCCCUGCUUCUGCACACUUUUCUGUUUUACCCUUCGUUGAAAUAGUUACCUAUUCUAAAGAAAGCAUAUCUGAUUGAUGUGAUUGUUUUUUCCAUCCGUCUGUGAAAAUGGAGGACUGAAAGUAUAGUAUAGGAGGAUUUGAAUUCAGUCAGAAAGUAUUUAUCUCUGCCCUGUUGUUUAUUCAUCUUUUUUACCAAUCCUCUUGAUUGGUUUUGUAUUUGAAUUCUUGUUGGUGCGAAUUCAUUCCUCUUGUUUUAUUGAAUCUGCUGAUGUUGAAGAUAUUAACUACCUAAAUUAGGUAGUUUGUAUUUCGCCAGUCUUUUAAAUUUUUCAUUUAAUAAGGCAAUCCCCUUUAUACUGUUCAGACAUGUUCCAUCUCAAAUGGCGAACGGUGCAGUGCCCUUAUGGGCGUAGGCCCAUGCUUCCCUCAAUGUCAUCUUUAUCAUAUCUAGAUGAAACGUAUGUAACGCCUGUGAGAACAUUUUAGGGGGUGGGGUGCUGAAGCAUUCAAACUACGUUUGAUUGCUUCUGACCCAAAGAAAACUUUAGAUUCUUGGAUUGUGAUUUUCUGUAAAUAGAUAAAUUCUGUUUUAUGGAAAAUAUGAACUGUUUCUUGAGCAGCAUCGCUGAAAUAUCUUUGAAUAUUUGAGAAAUGAGGAUAUGAAAUUUGAUCAAUCAUUUUUUUUUUCUUCCCAGGAAAAGCUCCAUAUUCGUCUGUAAUAACACAUGGAUUCGUAUUAGAUGAGAAGGGUAUGAAAAUGAGCAAAUCUGUUGGUAAUGUUGUGGAUCCCGAGAAUGUUAUCUCAGGAGGGAAAAAUCAGAAGGUAUGAUAUAAAAAAAAAUCCUCCAUUUGAUCUAUAAUACAUUUCAUAUCAUUAUACCUUUGUUUCUUCUUUGGCAGGAUGAACCUGGUUAUGGAGCUGAUGUCCUUAGGCUCUGGGUUUCUAGUGUAGAUUACAGUGGCGAUGUCCUGAUUGGGCCUCAGGUCCUUCGUCAGAUGUCUGACAUAUAUAGAAAGUUGCGAGGAACGCUACGAUAUCUAUUAUCAAACCUGCACGACUGGACGGUAUAUCACAUUUAGCAUGACUUAUUAUUUUCCAUGUGCAAUGCAUUGCUCCAUCUUCUGCUUGAUUUGUUUGCUUUCUCCACCAUUUCUUUUUCUGGUGGUUCUAUGAGGGUUAGUGGCAAACAUCUUCACAGCGGCACAUUUCUGAGAGUGAUUGAUAAUCUCCUUUUAUAGGAGAUUGAUACACAAGGUAACAAUUCAAUUAGUACAGGAAAAUAAGAAAGUCAAAGGCUUUAAAAGGGCAAAUGGUGGGUCAUUAGUAUGGUUUGAAGAGUAAUGAUGGGUCGUAAGUUUUAUAUAGUUUCCUGUCCAUUUGGUGGUCAAAUUCUUAUGAUUCCGCUGUGUUCUUUGUAGCCGGAAUACGCCGUCUCAUACGAUGAUCUUCCCAAGAUCGACAAAUUCGCUUUAUUCCAGCUGGAAAAUGUGGUAAAUGCCAUCAAGGAGAGUUAUGAGACUUACCAGUUCUACAAGAUAUUCCAGGUAUUACUGCCAUUAUCUUGAAAAAAAAUGAUCCAAUGUAAAUAUUGAAAGAAAUAGCUUAGUUGAUUGGAGAUGCCGCAAAUAGUUUCACUCAUCUUUUUAAAGUAUUUCUGGAGUGAUUAUUGGAUCAUCAGCCUCCUGCAUCACUAUCUCCAGCAGGAGGAUGAGCUAGAAUCUGCCCUCCCCUCUUCAUUAAAAUGGGCCAAUGAUUUAUAUUGAUAUAUUUUUCUUUCAGAUCAUGCAGCGAUUUGCCAUCGUUGAUCUGUCAAAUUUUUAUUUUGAUGUCGCCAAAGAUCGGCUAUACGUCGGGUAUGGAGUUAAUAUCAUUUUAUUUAUUUUAUUUCAUUUUUAUCUUGAGAAAAAAUAAUUUUUAAAAAAAUAUAUAUGCUGUGUUUCUGCUCUCAUCCUGGUAGUUCCUAUCAUGGGUCUUAGAUGACCCCUGUUUUAUUCAUAUGAUUUCUGACAAAAAUAGCAAUUCAGGGGCACAGCGGGGUUCACCCGGCGGAGCUGCCAAACUGUUCUUGCUGCUCACCUUCUGAAGAUAACGAGGGUAAUCGCUCCGAUUCUGCCCCACUUGGCCGAGGAUGCCUGGCAGAAUCUCCCCUUCGAGCAUACCACCGUCGGCGGCUCUGCCACCAGAUUUGUCUUUGAAUCCAAGUGGCCAGAUUCCAACGAUCAGUGGCUCGCAGUCCCCGUGGAAGAUAUCGAUUUCUGGAGGAAAAUUCUCGAGGUAUUUAUUUAUAUUUUUAUGCAAUUCAUGCCAUUUUCAGGGGGAGGUGAAAAAAAAUCCAUGCGUUUUAUGCCAAAAAUGGGAAUCAUUUGAUCAUCCGAUUUAUGUGUUUAGAUAUAUACAUAAAGAGAGAGAGAGAGAGAGAGAGAGAGAGAGAGAGAGAGAGGUGCAUAUUUAUGUAUUUCCGUCCUGAUUUUAAUUAUUAUUUGGCUCAUAUCCUGGUAAGUCUGACAUAUAUCUACCCUCCGCCGGCAGCUGAGAUCGGAGGUCAACAAGGUUCUAGAGACCGCCCGCGUUGGGAAGCUGAUCGGCUCGAGCUUGGAAGCCAGGGUCCAUCUCUACACCGAGGACGCCGCCAUGGCGUCCAGACUUCGGGAGCUCUGCGAAGCCAAGAACGACGCCGACGCGUUGACCCGCAUCUUCAUCACCUCUCAGGUCUCCCCACUCACAGUCAACUCACCUCAGGGCUUGAGGUUCCCUUCUGCUGCUGACGACGGGUCGUUGACUUCUGCCCGCCGCAGGUGGAGAUCCUGUCGUCUCUGGCCGGGAGCGACGAGAUUCCGUGCACCGGGGAGCUCGUGGGAGAAGGUCAACGGAUCUGGAUAGGGGUCUCCCGCGCCGUCGGGACUAAGUGCGAGAGGUGCUGGAACUACUCCCCCAAAGUCGGCUCCUUCGUUGGCCACCCCACGCUCUGCGAACGCUGCUACGACGUCAUCGAGGGCCCCCUCCCCGUCGGAGCCAUGGCGGAGGUCAGCUGA
Molecule: messenger RNA, 14997 nt
Organism: Spirodela intermedia
Lineage: Eukaryota; Viridiplantae; Streptophyta; Magnoliopsida; Alismatales; Araceae
Source: the annotation of a GenBank genome assembly